AUGGAGGAACACUCUCCUGGGGAAUGCGGGAAAACUGUCCUGGGGAAUGGAGGAACUCUCCUUGGGAAGGUGGGAACACUGUCCUGCGGAACGGAGGAACACUGUCCUCGGGAACGGACGAACGCUGACCUGGGGAAUGGACGAACACUCUCCUGGGGAAUGCGGGAACACUGCCCUGGGGAAUGGAAGAAAACUGCCGUUUUUGGUGGCCUGGUUUGGAUCCUUGUGGCUUCUGCUCGCGUUGCAUUUCCACCGGACCAAGGCUGGGUGAUGUUUGUUUCAGUUUUCUGCUUCGUGAUCACUACAUUGCUGCUCAUCCUCUACACAGCUGGAGUUCAGAACAGUUCAACUGCUUGGAUGGCAGUGGACGUCUUCUACCAUUUCAUUGCUGCAGUGUUUUAUUUAAGUUGUGCUGUACUGGAGGCUAGUGACACAAGAUUUCGUUUUAUCUUUCUGAAUCAAGUGCUCAAAAUCAACAUUGCUGCUUCAGUCUUUGCAUUUGUGGCCACCUUACUUUAUACGAUACAUGCGGUAAUGUCAAUACUGAGAUGGAAGAACUCCUCAUGAAUGCCAGGACAAGAAGCAAAUGUCAUUGAAUCAGAAGAUUUACUCCUUCCCAAACUUACUGAUGUUGUUCUUUCCUUAUUGUUGUUUUACAUCAAUUCUCAUUGCAACUGGUAACUAUCAUAUUUACACAUAACCAUGAUGCACAGAGGAGCUAACAAUACCUUGAAAUGUAUUUAAUAUUUAAAGGUUGGAGUACUGAAAGCUCCAAAGGACUGUGGCAGUCUGGAACUCCUUCCAUGAAGUAAAUCAAGCUUUAGUCUCAAACUAAAUUUUAGAUUUGUGUUUUUGGGGUAAGGGUAUUUUAAAGGCUCCAGAAUGAAGUCAGGUUGAUGGUUUAAGCUAUAGAUACAGGUCAUCCAUGACCUAAUUGAUGGACAAGCUGAACCUCUGUUCCCUUAUCCCGUGGUCAGCUCUAUAUUUUUAUGCCAAUGUUUACUGAACCAUUUGAAGGACUGAGACCCUGCAAGCAGAUAAUUUUUAUUUUAAAACAAGUGGAUCCAGAAUCUUUAAUCACAUGGAGAAUUUCUCUCGGGUUACAAAUUGAGUGAGUGGAUAAUUCUCUUACCUCACGCAUGUGUUGGGUGGGGGAAGGAAGCUGUGUUUUUUUUCUAAACCAAGAAAAAUGGGGGGGCAAUGUCGGGCUAACUUGGGAGGAAAAAUAAGGGAGAUGAGUCACAAUCCCAGAAAGGAACAUGUUGGUCUUCUGCUCUACUUUAAAUAGAAUCUAUAAUGCUGCUUGAGUGCUAUGAAAUUCACUCCAUCCAAAUUCUCCUCUUCUUGUUGAAUAUUUUAUACAGCAGUUUGUUUCAAAACUCAUUUUGAGUCAUUUAUCCUUUCAUUUAUAGUAAUCCUCACAUUUCUGAUUUUUCAAAAAAUCAGUGGGUCUAAUUUGUUUGAAUCUCAAUUUAAAAUUUUGCCAUUUUGUACUUUGGUAUUUUGGCUGCAAUAUUAUUUUACUUUAUUGAUGCUCUUUUUAAAAGCCUUGCUGUUGACUGUAUAAAGCAACUUUGUGGUUUUUACCUCGUUUAAUUUUCCUGUGAAAUAAAUGUAUUGUUAAACAUUUGGUUAUUUUACCUGCUCUUCCACAAUGGUUUAGUUUGAAAUAUUUUUAAAAAUAAAAUUCAGCUUCUAUGGC
This is a messenger RNA of Chiloscyllium plagiosum (whitespotted bambooshark), 1702 nucleotides long. NCBI's taxonomy places the organism in Eukaryota, Metazoa, Chordata, Chondrichthyes, Orectolobiformes, Hemiscylliidae. The record is from RefSeq and is a predicted model, not a curated record.